UAUUUCUCCUAGCCUAAUUUGUCAGUUUUAUUUACUUUUAUUUCACCACUAUAUAUUUAGGAAAAAAAUCUUUCUUUGUCGUGCAGGAAACAUGUCCAACUCUGGCAUGCCUAGAGCAGCCUCAAAUGAUGAUAACGCCAUGGAGCUGCAACAGCUGAUAUUGCGUAGCUAUAAAUCGAUGAACGGAUUGGUAAACUUUUACAACGGACAAUUGCACGAUGAAUUGGAGGAUCUGAUGUUAUCCAUACAACAGGAGGAUCAACGUCAAACCCGCUGCACCAGCGAUCACAGUUCGCAGUUAACGGAAGCACUAGAUUUAAAAUGUCUGGCAGGUAUUAAUAAGCUCAGCCAGUACCUCAUGAUGCGACCCAGUUGCAGCAGUUUGGAUUUAAGUGACGGCCCAAAAUUCAGGGAGCUUUAAUGACCUAUUGAAAUGCAUUAUCCAUAAAUUUUAUUUCCAACACAGUCAAUCAAAUUUACAAAUAAAGCGAAAAAACAUCUAAAAUGUAAUUGCAUUCACAAAAAUAUUGUUAUUUAUUGUUACGUGGAACUCAAAAUUAAUGUUAUUUUAAGCGAAGGAUUUAAAAAAUCGCGAAAGAUAAUGGAAAAAUAAGUUUAGAAGACGUAGAUCUUUGCUUCAAAAAUUGUUAAAAUUUUAAUUCAAAUAUAAAUAUUUUUAAUUACUAGA
Molecule: messenger RNA, 688 nt
Organism: Drosophila sulfurigaster albostrigata
Lineage: Eukaryota; Metazoa; Arthropoda; Insecta; Diptera; Drosophilidae
Exons: 2
Coding region: 92-421 (109 amino acids)
Source: RefSeq, a predicted model, not a curated record